UCUCGUAUCUUUCCAUAGUUGACUAUGCAGAGUAUAAAAUUGACCAACACGGAGAGAAUCUAUCAUCUUCCUUUCCCUUUUCCUUCGUUUUCCUUUCCCACCGUUGAAGCAUACUCUAGUUGUAGCUCCAAACGACAAAGAUCCAACAACAAAACUCAACCACCCUCAUUUCUCUCCAGUUUUCUCUUCCUCGCCACGCACUCUCUCUCUGUCCGCAGAUUCAAAAUCAAAUAAAAUAAAUAAAGAAACAGAGAUUAAUGAAUUUGGGAUCUUGCAGCUUGGCAGCCUUCUGUGGAACAUUUAAUGAAGUUGUGUGGUGAAUUUGGCAUUGGUUCCAGAGUGAUUAAGCUGUGGUUUGUCAGGACUGAAGUACAUGUUUGUGAGCUUGCGAGGCUUGGUUGCUAGUUCAACCAGGUAGCUGACUGAGAAUGAGAGGAUCUAAAACUUCCUUGAAAAUGAAAUGAUCCUUCUACAUUUAUAUCUCAGAUUCUGGUUUUUAUCUGACUGAAGAUCAGAAGAUGUCAACUGUUUGUCCUGUAUAUAUUGAUCUUUUCCUCUUUAUUAGCACCUUGGCCUGGACUUCCAUUGCACAAGUUUCUUAGAGAUUCAUUCACAUGAAGAACAUAAAUUGUGGGAUAUUGGAUCCUUUAAGCUCGAUCACAAGAGAGAUCAGUCUCAAGAACUUCGACGUCCCUGUUUGAACAGCAGAAUGAAGAAGAGGUAUGGUGGUGUUCUGUUUGCAUCCUUGUUCAUGUUAUUGGUCCUUAGAUAUGGGCUCCUGAAAAAUCCAAUAGGAGAAAUUUAUUCGUUGAAUCCCUCCAAUGCAAGUAAGCCUCUUGAAUGGGUGCAUCCUGCUCUUCAACCUGCAGUUCAAAAUCCAGAGAAUUCUUCUCAAGUUUUUUCUACAGAUACCAUUGUCUCCAGUCUGUUUGCUCUGAGAAAUAUUUCCAAUGAAGAGCAAAAAUCUCUGCAGACAUGGAAUCUACUAAAACACUUGAUUGAUCAUGCUCAGGUUUUAUCAAAUGGAGUAGAAGCUAUUAAGGAAGCUGGAAAUGCAUGGAGCAGCCUAAUGGCUUCCAUCGAAGAGGAAAGACUUGGUUAUACAAAUGAAAGUUCAAAUAGGAGAGUCAAAGAGAAACAAUGUCCUCAUUUUCUUAACAUAAUGAAUGCCACAGAGCAUGAUAAUAGCGGUUAUAAAUUGUGGCUUCCUUGUGGCCUGACUCAGGGUUCUUCCAUCACAAUUAUUGGCAUUCCAGAUGGUCUUCUUGGCAAUUUUCGGAUUGACUUAACCGGGGAAGAACUUCCUGGGGAGCCUGAUCCACCCAUCAUUUUACAUUACAAUGUUAGGCUUCAUGGUGAUAAGAUUACAGAGGAUCCAGUAAUAGUCCAAAACACCUGGACUGUGGCUCAUGACUGGGGUGAAGAGGAGCGUUGUCCUUCUCCAUCUCCUGAAAAUAUUAAGAAAGUGGAUGAGUUGGAUCAAUGUAAUAAGAUGGUGGGAAGAAAUGAUACUCGGGUGACUGGCAUGCAUUCUGAUGGUUCAAGAAGGUCUUCAUUUCAGGAAGGAACUAAAGUAAGAAGAUAUUUUCCAUUUAAGCAAGGUCAGCUAUCUGUUGCAACGCUUAGAGUGGGAACGGAAGGAAUCCAGACGAUUGUUGAUGGAAAGCAUAUAACAUCUUUUGCAUACCGUGAAACUUUGGAGCCAUGGCUAGUAAGUGAAGUUAGGAUUUCUGGGGAUGUAAAGCUAAUUUCAGUUGUGGCUAGUGGUCUGCCUACAUCAGAGGAUUCAGAGCAUGCAAUUGAUCUAGAAGUACUCAAAUCAGCUCCUCUCUCCCCAAAAAGAUCAUUGGAUCUCUUUAUUGGUGUUUUUUCUACAGCAAACAAUUUUAAGCGCAGGAUGGCUGUUCGGAGAACAUGGAUGCAGUAUGCUGCAGUGCGAUCAGGGGAAGUUGCAGUGCGCUUUUUCGUUGGUCUGCAUAAAAGUCAAAUAGUGAAUGAGGAACUCUGGAAUGAAGCGCGGACAUAUGGAGACAUACAGCUGAUGCCUUUUGUUGACUACUACAGCCUCAUAACCUGGAAAACUUUAGCUAUCUGCAUCUUUGGGACAGAGGUCGCAUCAGCCAAGUAUGUCACAAAGACUGAUGAUGAUGCAUUUGUUCGUGUGGAUGAAAUGCUAGCUUCUUUAAAGAGGAUCAAAGUGAGUCAUGGCUUGCUCUAUGGAUUAAUCAAUUCAGACUCGCGGCCUCAUAGGAGCACUGAAAGCAAGUGGUAUAUUAGCCCAGAGGAAUGGUCUGAAGAGAAAUACCCCCCUUGGGCACAUGGUCCUGGUUAUGUGGUGUCACGAGACAUUGCCGAGGCAGUUUACAAGAGAUACAAAGAGGGCCGUUUAAAGAUGUUUAAGCUAGAAGAUGUAGCAAUGGGUAUCUGGAUUGCAGAAAUGAAAAGGGAGGGUUUAGAAGUUAAAUAUGAGAUGGAAGCGAGGGUCUAUAAUGAAGGGUGCAAGGAUGGCUAUGUUGUUGCCCACUACCAAGGUCCUCGGGAAAUGCUUUGUCUAUGGCAGAAACUUCAAGAAGGAAAUGGUGCUAGAUGCUGCGGGUGAACGAUAGACUUGCCAUUUUUGUUGCUAGGGCUCUACAAAACCACAUGCUUUAAUAGAAUAAUCUCCUUGACCAAUCUCCAAUUGAAAAUUUUGCUUACCAUAUUGAGUAAAUAGAGUCUCAUCAGAGAGGAGUCGCUGGCUCCAAGGGCUUUCACAAAAGUAGAUGUUGCCACUGUACAAUUAUUACACUUCAGAUUGUUAUAUUUAGUGAUCAGGUGCCUUGUACGUAGGAAAAAUCAGUGCCUGGUAGAUAGAGAGUUCUAUCUUGUAACAAGUUUAUAGAAAUUCUUCUCGUCAUAAUAAAGGCAUUUUGCCCUUACGUAUUCUUUCUUUCAA
Messenger RNA from Populus nigra (black poplar), 2935 nucleotides. RefSeq names its product beta-1,3-galactosyltransferase GALT1-like. Gene Ontology annotation, molecular function: carbohydrate binding; UDP-galactose:N-glycan beta-1,3-galactosyltransferase activity. The record is from RefSeq and is a predicted model, not a curated record. The transcript is spliced from 8 exons. NCBI's taxonomy places the organism in Eukaryota, Viridiplantae, Streptophyta, Magnoliopsida, Malpighiales, Salicaceae. Gene Ontology annotation, cellular component: Golgi membrane. Bases 710 to 2599 code for a protein of 629 amino acids.